AUGUUGUGGGAUUCAUUGCUAGUGUACAUAUGCGCGAGUGUCUUAACGGUGUUCAUAUAUUUUCAAUGGACCCGAAGAAAAAUGUAUGCCAGUCUGGCUAGCAUGUCCGGACCUACCAGGCUACCACUGAUAGGGCACGCCCAUAAAUUUGUCAACGUAUCACCAGAAACCAUCGCUGACACGCUCAUAUAUUUCGUCAGCAACUUUCCGUCGCCGGUGUGCAUACACAUGGGACCCUUGCCUCACGUAGCCGUUUUCGAUCCCGAACAAGUACAGGCAGUUCUGUAUUCUCCGAACUGUCUCGACAAAUCCUUGCACUACUCAUUUUUCCGGAUUCCACGAACACUGCUAACUGCACCCGGUCAUCUAUGGAAAGGCCUGAGAAAAACGCUGAAUCCUGCUCUGGGACCAACUAUUCUCAACAGUUUCAUACCGAUUUUUAACCAGAAAAGUGCCCUCCUGGCCGAGCUACUUGAGCAACACGUCGGAAAACCAGAGCGUAACUUUGAACGGGACGUUGCCAAGUGUACACUUGACCAAAUUUACUUAACUGCUUUUGGAUGUGACCACCGAAUGCAGCAAUCACCGGAAGGUGAUAUAUCUUUGGAACUCUUUGACAUCUACAUGGAAAUCAUGGUAGCUAGGAUGUUUACAAUAUGGAAAUAUCCGGAAUUUAUCUACCGGAUGACCAAAGCAUACCGGAUAGAAAGAGAAAGCCGUAAAACCUAUCUCAAAAUGAAUAGCAAAUUGCUGCAUGCAUUCAAUUUGGGUGAACAAUUUCACAAGUCAAACGAUGAUAACGGCACCAGUAAACCCAAAAAUGUCCUUGAGUGCCUUAAAAAAUACAUAUGUGAAGUCAAUCCGGCGGCAAAGGAUGAUAUCCCCCAUCAUAUUGUAAUGAUUCUUUUCGCGGGUAAUGAUACAACAGCUAAAACAGUCAGUUUCAUUUUGCUAAUGUUAGCAAUGCACCCAGAUGUUCAAGACCGUUGCUUUCAAGAGAUUAUGCAAGUAUGUACUGGAGAAGAUGGAUUUGUUUCCGCCGAAGAUGUAGCAAACCUUACGUACCUUGACAUGGUGUGCAAGGAAACUAUGAGACUUUACCCCGUUGGUCCAAUGUUGGCUCGGGUAACGACCGGUGAAGUCAAACUAAAUGAUCAACACAUCAUUCCAGCCAACUGUAACAUUAUAAUAGGAAUUUAUCAAAUCCACCGGGACCCAAAAAUAUGGGGUCAAAACGCCGACAAAUUUGACCCGGAUAAUUUUCUCCCAGACAACGUGACCAAACGACAUCCGUACUCCUUUAUUCCCUUCAGUGGCGGGCCAAGGAAUUGCAUGGGAAUGCGGUAUGCCGUUCUCUCCAUGAAGAUUACGAUCGUUCACAUGUUGAGAAAGUACCGCCUGAAGACAUCGCUCACAAUUGAUCAACUGAAGGUCUCUUACGGGAUCAUGUUGAACAUUGCAAACGGUUGCCAGCUGACGAUUGAAAAAAGAUGA
Messenger RNA from Ochlerotatus camptorhynchus, 1494 nucleotides. Its product is annotated as probable cytochrome P450 313a4. Gene Ontology annotation, molecular function: iron ion binding; monooxygenase activity; heme binding. Bases 1 to 1494 code for a protein of 497 amino acids. Lineage: Eukaryota; Metazoa; Arthropoda; Insecta; Diptera; Culicidae. The record is from RefSeq and is a predicted model, not a curated record. The transcript is spliced from 5 exons.